AAAGCUUUUGCACCCGAAGCCGCACGGCGCUUUGAAUCUACGUAAACGGUGGCUGCCCGCCGCCCGAUAUCUCGAAUCUCCCCAAACGCCAAGCAGCACUGCACCAUGCGGGCCCCCGCCGGCCCGCCGCCCCCCGACGCAGGGCUGCCCGACGCGCCGCCGCCAACCGCGCCGCCCCCAAAAAUGAAAAAGAAGAAGAAGAGCAAGGACUCGCUGGCCGGUGCCGGAGAAAAGAAGAAGAAAAAGAAGAAGAAGAAAAGCUCCAAACGCUUCGCGGGCGCCGCCGCGACGAACCCGUUGACCGCUCGAGCGCGCGCGCGAUUACUUUGUAGAGCGAUGGAGCUGAGGAUUUCCAUAGCGAGGUACUACUGCCAGGAGGCGGCCUACCUCGACAAGGUCCGGGGACGAGCGACAGUAAACGUCGGGGCUUUCCACGAAACCGAAGACUGGCGCCACGGCAAGAAGGUAUUAAGUGCGCUGGGGGCCAUGGCCGUGCCUAGAAGGAUGCCCGAGGAGCUCGCCCACGACUUGACGUUGUUGCGGGAGCUCGAGGCGCUGCUCGAGGAUCCCCUGAACACGCCCGAUUUUUUAGUUGGAGAGGACGUCCCUGAUGAUGAUUUACCGGAACUGGCCGUGUGUUUGCGGGAGGAGAUCCAACAACUGCGCGGGUCCGUGGACGAAGCUCGACGGCAGGUUGCGGCUUUGGAAUCGCGGGCCGCGGCGCCGCCACCGCCUCCACAACGGAACGUCGUGCCGCCGCCGGCGCCGCGGUGACGACGCGUCUUCUUCUUGUUUUUUGUGGGGUAACUUCUCAUCUCGAGUCC
Pelagomonas calceolata is the source of this 824-nucleotide messenger RNA. Lineage: Eukaryota; Pelagophyceae; Pelagomonadales; Pelagomonadaceae. The record is from the annotation of a GenBank genome assembly.